AUGGCCCACGCAGAUCACACUCGCGAUCCCUGUCCAUGGGUCAUCCUCUCCGAUUUUGGUAGCGCCUUCGCCAUGGGUGCUGUCGGUGGUACCAUUUGGCACGGCAUCAAGGGCGCAAGGAACUCACCAAGAGGCGAUCGCAUGGUCGGAGCCCUCUCUGUCAUCAAGGCCCGCGCGCCCGUAACAGGUGGCAACUUUGGUGUUUGGGGUGGCAUGUUCUCGACAUUUGACUGCGCUGUGAAGGGCUGGCGGCAAAAGGAGGAUAUGUGGAAUGCUAUCAUCUCCGGUUUCAUGACCGGUGGAUGUCUCGCGGCGCGGAGCGGUCCCAAGGGUGCUCUCACAUCAGCCGUCAUGUGCGGCAUCUUGCUCAGCGUGUUCGAGGGUGUCGGUGUUCUUGUCUCACGGGUAUUCAACGAGGGCACUCGUCCUCAGCUACCACCACUACCCGAAAACAUGCAGCCACAGUAG
Dichomitus squalens LYAD-421 SS1 is the source of this 468-nucleotide messenger RNA. Its product is annotated as mitochondrial import inner membrane translocase subunit. Gene Ontology annotation, biological process: protein import into mitochondrial matrix. NCBI's taxonomy places the organism in Eukaryota, Fungi, Basidiomycota, Agaricomycetes, Polyporales, Polyporaceae. Gene Ontology annotation, molecular function: transmembrane protein transporter activity. The transcript is spliced from 5 exons. Bases 1 to 468 code for a protein of 155 amino acids. Gene Ontology annotation, cellular component: mitochondrial inner membrane; TIM23 mitochondrial import inner membrane translocase complex. The record is from RefSeq and is a predicted model, not a curated record.